AUGGCGCCCAGGAAUCGCGGGGGCAGACCGACCCUCAGUCAGAGCUUGGACCGUGAUGUCUACCAGGUUGUGCGCAAGAUUAUCGACGACAACCCCGAUACCCGUUUGUCGGUUCAGAUGCUGUAUGACCAGAUCAAGAAGUCGAAUUCGAGCUUGAAGCGCCAGCAGAAGAGGUCUUUGGAGGAUAGCCUGGAGAGGGUUUUGGCUGUCUUGCAGGCUGAUGAGGCUGAUGAGGAGGACGACACAGUUGAAGGGGACUUUGAAGGCCUGGACGACCCGGCGGCUACGGAGCCCAAUGGCCUGAAUCAAAGCAUUGUCGGUCAGUGGGCGACUACAAAAGCAACCCCGUCCAAGAAGACCGAAGACGGAACCUCCAGCAAACCCUCGAAGAGAAGGAGAGAAGGGGGAGAGUCUGUAUCCAAGCGACGCAAGGGCGAGGCGAUUGAUCGAUCACCACCCACACAUGUCAGUCUCGCAGACUUGGGUGGUUUGGAUGAGGUGGUCCAGGAAUUGGGCGAUCUGCUCAUCUUGCCCAUGACUCGGCCGCAGGUCUACUUGUCGUCUAAUGUGCAGCCGCCGCGAGGUGUCUUGUUGCACGGCCCUCCGGGCUGUGGUAAGACCAUGAUCGCCAAUGCAUUCGCAGCAGAGUUGGGUGUACCUUUCAUUUCCAUCUCGGCGCCCUCUGUCGUCUCCGGUAUGUCCGGUGAAUCUGAGAAGGCCCUGCAGAGAGAAAUGGAAAAGCGAAUUGUCGCCCAGCUUUUGACAUGCAUGGAUGAAAUUGCUCUCGAGAAGACUGAUGGCAAACCCGUGAUCGUCCUUGCGGCUACAAAUCGCCCGGAUAGCUUGGACGCAGCUUUGCGUCGUGGUGGUCGCUUCGACAAGGAGAUCAACAUGACUGUGCCCUCGGAGCCUGCCAGGGAGAGAAUCCUGCGCACACUUACGCGCAAGCUACGCCUGGCAGAUGAUCUUGACUUCAAGACCCUGGCCAAUCGAACUGCUGGUUUUGUUGGAGCUGAUCUUAACGACCUCGUUUCAACAGCCGGUGCGGCUGCCAUUAAGCGGUAUCUGGCCAUCUUAAAAGCGAAUAGCGGCGAGGAGAUGGAGAUCGAAGAGCUGGAUGACCUCAACCCUAAGGUGCGAGAGCUCCGUCGUCUGAUCGAGCAUGCUAAGGAUACUCCCAUCGGCGAGGAGACCGAGACCGUUCUCGUUUCCAAUGCAGACUUCUUCACUGCACUUCCCAAGAUCCAGCCCUCUUCUAAGCGCGAAGGCUUUGCCACAGUCCCUGAUACCACCUGGGCGGAUAUCGGUGCUCUCAGCACUAUCCGUGAUGAAUUGGCCACUGCCAUCACCGAGCCUAUCAGGAACCCUGAAAUCUACGCUCAAGUCGGUAUCACCGCACCCACGGGUGUCCUUCUAUGGGGUCCGCCAGGUUGCGGUAAGACACUCUUGGCCAAGGCUGUGGCCAACGAGUCCCGCGCCAACUUCAUUAGCGUCAAGGGUCCAGAACUGUUGAACAAGUUCGUCGGUGAAUCUGAGCGCGCUGUGCGCCAGGUCUUCGUCCGUGCCCGAUCCUCCGUUCCCUGCGUUAUCUUUUUUGAUGAGCUCGAUGCCCUCGUGCCCCGUCGAGACGAUAGUCUUUCUGAGGCUUCUGCCCGUGUCGUCAACACCCUUCUCACUGAGCUGGAUGGUUUGGGCAGCAGUCGCCAGGGUAUCUACGUCAUCGCUGCCACUAAUCGACCUGAUAUCAUCGACCCUGCCAUGCUUCGUCCUGGCCGUCUCGAAACUCUGCUCUUCGUGAACCUUCCCUCCCCGCUUGAGCGUGUGGAUAUCCUGAAGACUUUGGUUCGCAAGCUGCGCAUUGACUUCAAUGAUGAACUCAUGAGACUCGCUGAGGAGUGUGAGGGAUACAGUGGUGCUGAUCUGGGCAGUCUCCUGCGCCGUGCUGGUUACAUGGCUAUCAAGCGUCGCGACGUUAUCAAGUACGAGGACUUUGUUGCUGCCAAAGCCUUCAUUCGUCCCAGUGUCACUGAUAUGAAGAAGUAUGAAAAGUUGCGGCGCGACUGGGGCACUGGUGUUUGA
Penicillium maclennaniae is the source of this 2079-nucleotide messenger RNA. RefSeq names its product putative AAA family ATPase/60S ribosome export protein Rix7. The transcript has 4 exons. Gene Ontology annotation, cellular component: nucleus. Lineage: Eukaryota; Fungi; Ascomycota; Eurotiomycetes; Eurotiales; Aspergillaceae. Gene Ontology annotation, biological process: ribosome biogenesis. Gene Ontology annotation, molecular function: ATP binding; ATP hydrolysis activity; RNA binding. The record is from RefSeq and is a predicted model, not a curated record. Bases 1 to 2079 code for a protein of 692 amino acids.